AUGAAUCUGGUGACGAAAAUCAGCACACUGGUGGUCGUGACUUUAUCCUUUCUCUGUUUCGUGGAGGCUCUGAAAUGCUUCCGGUGCACUUUGUUCAACUAUAAGGGGAUAUGUUUAUACAAAGAAGACCCCUGUGAGACACAAAGUAACCAAGUAUGUGUCUGGUGGGCAACGUAUGCAGGUCUCUCUUAUCAGGCCAAAAGCAGAACUCCCAACCUGGGCAGAGAAAUUCCACCAAAUGCUAUGAUAACAAAAAUAGUUGAUGUGCCAACUACUGCUAUACAGGCCAUGGAAGAACCUACACAUUCAAUGGUACUUUGCAUCUAG
Mastomys coucha (southern multimammate mouse) is the source of this 327-nucleotide messenger RNA. RefSeq names its product prostate and testis expressed protein 4-like. Bases 1 to 327 code for a protein of 108 amino acids. The record is from RefSeq and is a predicted model, not a curated record. NCBI's taxonomy places the organism in Eukaryota, Metazoa, Chordata, Mammalia, Rodentia, Muridae. The transcript has 3 exons.